This is a messenger RNA of Haemonchus placei, 657 nucleotides long. NCBI's taxonomy places the organism in Eukaryota, Metazoa, Nematoda, Chromadorea, Rhabditida, Trichostrongylidae. The record is from the annotation of a GenBank genome assembly.
AUGGAGAAAUCUGGAUUUCAAAGGUAUGCGAGUGAACAUGGGAUGAUUGUUGUGCAUCCCGACACUUCACCUAGAGGCGUGGACCUGCCUGGAGACAGCGAUUCGUGGGACUUUGGCAAAGGUGCGGGAUUCUAUGUUGACGCCACCGAAAAGCCAUGGUCAGAUCACUACAGAAUGUACAGUUACGUCACUGAAGAGCUCCUGGACACUGUUAAAAAACUGCUUCCGAUUGAUCCUGCAAGACUAGGGAUUUUCGGUCACAGCAUGGGAGGCCACGGUGCGAUUUCGAUUGGAUUGAAACGCCAUGAUAUAUUUAAAUCCAUCUCAGCAUUUGCUCCUAUAUGUCAUCCAAUUAACUGCCCAUGGGGCCAGAAAGCAUUUAAGAAUUACCUAGGUUCGGACACGAAAACAUGGGAGCAGUACGAUUCAUCAUUAUUGUUGAAAAGCUACAAUGGCUCACCAAGGAAGAUACUCGUCGACCAGGGUGCUAGUGACUCAUUUCUGUCAGCUGGGCAACUUCAGCCGGAAUCGUUGAAGUCAACCGAUUCAGUGUCUGUGGAGGUAAGGACGCAGCCGGAGUAUGACCACAGCUACUAUUUCAUCGCCACAUUUAUUGGGGACCAUUUUAAAUUUCAUGCUGAUACCCUGAAGCAUUAG